Molecule: messenger RNA, 1011 nt
Organism: Penicillium odoratum
Lineage: Eukaryota; Fungi; Ascomycota; Eurotiomycetes; Eurotiales; Aspergillaceae
Product: class I SAM-dependent methyltransferase
Exons: 8
Coding region: 1-1011 (336 amino acids)
Molecular function (GO): methyltransferase activity
Source: RefSeq, a predicted model, not a curated record
AUGGCGUCAGAAUCGGGAGCAGGUCCCGCAGCAGAGCAACCUCUCACGGUCCCGGGUGAUGAGGAACAAAAUGCAAAUAAUGAACAGCAAAUUGCAGUCGAUGAAAUUGAGAGCGCAGAAAGUGAAUUCGAUGAGGAUUUCACUGAUAACACAUCACUGUCUUCAAGUGUUCUUCAAUAUGAAUACGAAAAUGGCCGUCGUUAUGCUAGUAACCGUUCGGGACUCUAUAUGAUGCCAAACGAUGAAGAGGAACAGGAUCGAAUGGAUUUGGCGCAUCACCUAUGGCUUAUGAUGAUGAAAGGAGAACUUCACAAUGCUCCCGUGAAAAACCCUCAAAGGAUUCUUGAUCUUGGGACAGGAACAGGUAUAUGGGCUCUCGAUAUAGCGGAGAAAUUUCCACAGGCACAUGUCAUCGGUACCGAUCUCAGCCCGAUCCAACCAGAAUGGACUUUACCGAAUGUUGAAUUCAUUGUUGAGAACUUCGAAGAGGAGUGGCUUUAUAAGCCAAACAGCUUUGAUUUUAUCCAUGUGCGACUACUAGCAGGAUGCGUUGCCGACUGGCCAAAAUUUAUUCGAACCAUUUAUCAGCACCUCAAGCCAGGCGGCUACUUCGAGGUCCAGGAAAGUGCUGUAUGGGCCUGGAGUGAUGAUGGAUCUCUAACAGCGGAUUCACCGUUAUUCCAGUACAUGCAGUUUCUCGAUUCUGCGGGGAAAAAAUUGGGACGUGACAUGAACGUCUACUAUAAGCUGCAUGACUGGCUUGUUGAGGCGGGCUUUGAGGAUGUGCAGCAAUCUACAUAUAUUCUGCCAUAUUCUCCGUGGCCCCGGGAUCCGCACCUCAAGGAACUGGGCAAAUACCAAGCUGUCCACGCUAAUCAAGCAGUGGAGGCAUAUGGGCUGAGACUAUUGACUCAGGUAUUCGGAUGGGGUGAAGAUCCGUCACGAAUAUUUCAGGCAGCGGUUAAGAAGCACAUGCGAGACAAGGAUUUACAUGCUUAUGUUAAAGAGUAA